GGAAUUAUAAGGUACAUUGCAGAUGCAACCACGAGAAGACCGUCGUCAUCUGGCGAUCGCGGUAGUUCAUUUGGCAGUGGUAGUGGUUUCGGAUCUUCAGGUAGUUCAGGAGGCUGCCCGCGUUCGGUCGACGCCUACACACCAAGUUUUGCAUUUUCCUACUUGUUCUCUGGCUCGAAGGUCUACGAGUUAAGCGAUAGACGUGUUCGCAAGGUGAUCACCUACGACAUCCGCGAUCUCUUCCCAGGUGCUCCGUCCCGUGUCGAUGCUGCCGUUUUCAAUCCUAUCGCUGGUAUGAUGCUUCUCAUAGCGAAUAGACAGGUUUACGCCUAUACGUAUUCUCGACUUCGAGGCAACUUCCAACUAGAUUCUAGUUUCCCUAAACGUCUCCCAUCUGACAUAUCGUUUUCGCCAAGUGGGGCCCUGCGAUGGAUCAAUGGACAUCAGAUACUUUUAUCGGACCGCGGCGACGAGUUUGCCGUCUACGAUGAGUUCUGGAAUCAGUCAACAUUGAAUAAUCGGAUAUCAAGCUAUUUCCCCAACAUGCCUUCUAACGUAAAAGGGAUGGAAUCUCCAUCUGGUAGUACUGUCACAAUAUUCACUCCCAAUCAGGUGUAUCAGUACAACGCACGGACGAAACGGGUCGAAUCACAGACGUCACUUUCAAGCUACAUUCAAUGCUAA
This is a messenger RNA of Haemonchus placei, 684 nucleotides long. Lineage: Eukaryota; Metazoa; Nematoda; Chromadorea; Rhabditida; Trichostrongylidae. The record is from the annotation of a GenBank genome assembly.